UACCUAACUCGAGUCUCGAGCGCGCGGUCGCCAUGCGAGUAAUAAAAACGAUUCUCAACGAAAAACGAACAUAAUUUCAAAUUAAUACAUUCCAAAUUUGAAAAAAAAUCAAAUCUACUAACUAAAUGUUUUUUAAACUUACUAUCGAGUUUUGAACGAAGAAAACUUGAUUGUUUCAAAGCAUAUGGCUCCAAGGAUGUGAUUUAUUUUUUUUAUUUUUAAAUAUUGUGUCGCAAAGGAAUGUGGUCUUAGUGUCGAUGCACAUAAGGACGUGUGUUGUGUGUAUGUGUGGUUGCGAUUUGAGUUUUGUGUUUAAAAAUAAGUUUUAAAAGACUGAAAUAUGUGGAGUAUACUGAUGGUAGCAGCGCUGUUCGCGACCGCGCGUUCUAAGCAAAUACCCUCCAACACCGAAAUAGCUACUACAACUGUAGCGACGGCCACGGAGCCGGUCUCGGAAUGGCCCGGAGCAUUAGCGCCCCUCGACACUCUUGCAGUUGCUUGCGAGAAAGAGAACAUGCAUGUCACCAUCUCCCUCGCACACAUCCAGUCACAUCCAAACAGUAUAUACGACACCUUCAACGGCAUCGUGUAUCCAGCGGGACUGGGGAGCAACUCGACGUGUCUCCGGGAAUACGUAACAGCAAGAGGAGAUCUGCAAUACACUCUACCUCUAAAGGGAUGCAAUACGAUGUCUAUCGAUAAUGACGAUGGUACUGUAGAAUAUUACAAUAACAUAAUCGUUCAGCCACACCUUCGGCUCGUGACUGGUCAAGGACGAGGGUACCACGUUCGCUGCCGCUACCGUCGCCGUGACCUCAACCUUUACCAUCUACAUCGACCACACGCUGACCGUUUGACUAACACCAGGGAUAAUUAUAAUAACGACGAAUACGAUGAAGACUCAGGAUUGCUACCAUCAGUCACAAUGAAGAUAUAUAAAGGAGACCCUGAAGAUAAAGAGGUGGCGUCAAACGUUAAAAUUGGUGACACUCUGACCCUGGUCGUUUCGUUGGAGAAGCAACGGCAGUAUGGUCUUCUGGUCUCCGAAUGUUCCGUUAGAGAUGGUCUGGGAUGGGCUGAACAGAGCCUUAUAGCGGAUGAUGGAUGUCCACUAGACGGUGAGAUUAUGGGAUUGUUCCAAUAUUCUCGCGAGAAGCAAGAGGCCCGCGUGUCCUUCCCCGCUCACAAAUUCCCCUACACUGCCAGCGUGUACUACACGUGCGAAGUUAAACUCUGUGAUCUUAAUCACCCGACCGAUUGCGAGCCAUGUUCCCAUAAGAAGAACCGAGUACGUCGCCAAUCGGACGAAGGAUCACCAGCCACAGUGGAAGUGUUCUCAGGGUUAUACGUCAAUGAAGCUGACUCGCCUGAUAACGAUGAGGUUACCAGCGAAAAGAAAGAAGAUGAAAUCUGCAUUUCUCAGCGCAACUUCGCCAUCGGUAUAUGUGUCGCCGGAGUAAUUUUGAUGAUAUGCGUGAUCGCCGCCAUUGCGUUUAUUCUCGCGAGGAGAAGAAACCCUAAAACGUAUUCAAGAACCGGAAGCUCCCUCUACAGUGGACCUUACACUAACACCGGAUAUUCACACACGAGUUAAUACUGCCCAUGAAUAAGUUACUUUACCCUACGUACGAGGUUGCAUUGUGUAUUGAAUUUGUAACCAGUAAGAGACAAAUUAUAGGGUAAACGUGACUAUUUCGUUAUAGUAAUUUAGGAUAAAAUAAAUUGGUUUUAAAAUAUUACAACGAAUAUAAAUGACAAUUGAGAAAAAAAAUGUUAGUGUGUUUGAAUGUCUGUUUGUAUUCAAGAUGUGUUUGAGUGUUCCAAAAUACUAUUAUCUUAAUAACGUCUUAAUACUUUUUUAAGGUACAGUCAUAACACCUUAAUGACAUAAUCAUUUAUUCGACGGUUUAAUCGAUACGUCGAUAUUUCUAAUUUAGGUUCACGUAUUAUUUAAAAAUAGAAUGUUGUGUUCGGAAACCACAACGAUUCAGUCAAUUUUAGUUAAGUAUUACCAAUAAAUUAAUAUUAAGUCUUAAACAGCGGGGAUAUUAUAUAUUUAAUACAUCGUUUGUGAUAAUUCGUGCAUUAACGUAUCCGUCCCUUAAGUUACGUCAAAUGGUUGCCUUGCAUUACGUAAUAAAGUGUAGAAACAAAUUGAAGCUUCAUUUAUAAGAAUGUAUAAAUUGUUCUUCGAUAUCAAUAUUUUAUGUGAUUUUAGUUUAGUUUAACUUUGAACCCGUGUUAACUAUUGAAAUAAAUGUAUGUAAAAAUACUACAAUCACUGACAAUAACAUAAGAAAAACAAAUGACCAUCUCAAUUUCUUUCUUGAUAGUUUGCACGGGGCCUUAUUUUUAUGUUUUCGGUGGCGGGAACUAAAUCUGUCCAUGGUUAGAGGUCCCUCUUUAUGUAGAAAAAUAUAAUGACUACAUAAUAUUAUAUAUAGUCUGUGAUAGCAUGGCUAUUUGACAAUUAUAAUUACAAAAGAGUUUUCAUAAAUAUAAUAGUUUAUUGAAUGUUCCAACUCAAAUCCAAUAGAUGGCGCUAAUUUGUUUAAGAGAAUAGUUUAAUAUCACAGGUACUCAAUACUAUCUCGAAGUACAGUCUGUAGUCAUUUUAUUUAAAUAUGUAAUUAUAAUCUGUAUCGAAUUUUUUUUCAUCAUAUAGAUGCCAUAUUUAAUUUUUAAAUCUUCUUAGUAGCCAGUAUUCCGUCCAAGUAUAGGUGCUAUUUUUAUAUAACUAGCUUUUUAAAUGCUUUUUGCUUCCUAUAACGUUGUAACAACGAAUUUUGAUACGUGUUUCAUAAUUACUCCAUUGUCUUUUAGUAUAUGACUAAUUUACCUAGUUUUUUUUUUAGUUACAAUGGAGUUCUGGAACCAUAUCGAAGCGUAAAACAUAGGUUUAAAUUGUAUGUGUACGAAUUUUUAACAAAUAUACUGACAUAAAAAUUA
This is a messenger RNA of Vanessa atalanta (red admiral), 2949 nucleotides long. It is a transcript of the gene pio, whose product is annotated as cuticlin-4. The transcript is spliced from 10 exons. The record is from RefSeq and is a predicted model, not a curated record. NCBI's taxonomy places the organism in Eukaryota, Metazoa, Arthropoda, Insecta, Lepidoptera, Nymphalidae. Bases 341 to 1594 code for a protein of 417 amino acids.